Fusarium venenatum is the source of this 903-nucleotide messenger RNA. RefSeq lists its product as uncharacterized. The record is from RefSeq and is a predicted model, not a curated record. Lineage: Eukaryota; Fungi; Ascomycota; Sordariomycetes; Hypocreales; Nectriaceae.
AUGAAUCAUUUCGACAAGGAUAGGACACCGGGUAUCUUCCACCCCGACUUCUUAACCAAUUACCCGGACUGGGAACCACUCAGGGACAUUUACGAAGCCUCUGAUCGCAAGUGCAGAUUAUGGAUUGCUAAUCCAACCAUUUUCAAGCACGCUGGGGGGACACUUGACUGGGGGACAACUGCUGGACAUCUUAUUGUGCGGCAAAUCUACAAGGAGAUGCAAGUCCAUCGAACGAUGAGAACGCGACAGCAACUUCCUGAUGGCAGCAUGCACUGCCCUGCAAUCAACAUGCAGUCGUCUACAAUCGUGGUUGAGGAAACUCAACAUGAUGAGGGACAGCUUAGGGAUGACGUCGAGUCAAUUGGUCGCGCACACGCCCGCAAGCUCUACUUCAAUCCAGCCAAGUCAGCGCUUCCCGACCUUGAGAGGAUCGGUUCCUCGAAUCGUAUUGGUGAACUGCACCCAGAACAUAAGCCAAGACUCAACUUUGGCGAGCACAGGAAGGGUGUCUUGACCGCAUUCUACUACCGAAACUACAAGGUUCUCAAUCCAGAUGAGCCGAUUCUUCACGGCAGCAUCGACCAGUUUAAGGAGGCAAUCAAGGCAAUCAAGGAUCCCAACUUGAUGCGGACUACGGACGUUUUGAGGCGACACUGGAAACGGGAGGCCGUCGAGGCGGAUCCGGUGGUGCGGGACCGCCAUGAGACAGGGCAAAGGGGAGUCAGCAGACGAGCUGACGAACAGGCGCUCAGUGAGGAGUUUGUUUUUGAUAGCGACAUAGAGGACGAUGAUGGCGUCGUCACUGAAGAUGAGGAGUGUGGUAGUGAUGAUGGAACCGGGCCUUCCAAGCGCAAGGCUGAGGGUGAUGCACGGGAUGAUAAGGUCAAGAAACAGGCCAUUUAG